UCUCCAUCCCCUCCUAGACGAGGCACGGGGCUUUCUGGUAAUUGAUCGAGACGGCGCUUCGAAGUCCGUUCAUUUUCGCACCCAUUUUUUUUUCUGCCCGUAAUGGUCAUCUUUUCUUGAGUCUGCAAAGUUUCCUCAAUAUCCGCUCGCCUGAUGGUGGCACCCAUUUGGCACUGCAGUUUUGCCAUGCAUGCAUCUGCGCGUCUGCGGUGUUGCUUAUAAUUGUUAUUAUCGAUACCGGUGAAGCUUUUAAGCUGUGCUCUCCGCUAGCCUCAUGAAUUCGACGAAAAUCGAAGACGAGGUGGAGCUGUGGCGGGGAGGCUUCUGUGGCGGAAGUGGCGCGAUGCGGUGCACGCGCAUCUGAGUCGAGUCGCGGUCCAAGGGGUCGUGCAAAUUUACGUGCUGGAAGGUUGUAGGUUGUAGGUGCGUGUAACCACCGUGGUCGUGUGGUGGUUUGGUGAAACUAUUUUUGUCUUCCUCUCCACUACUGCUGCUGCUGCUGCUGCUGCUGCUGAUGAACCGCACCGACCAAUAAUGGUGUGGAACGCACGAUCGGACAAUAGAGCACCUCGGCGGUGGUAGUGGUGGUGGGGUACACCCGAAAUCGCUUCAUCGGCUAGCGUUUCGGGGGGGUACUCUUGUAUCCUUGAUCGGGUAAGAAUUGUUUAGUUGCCGAGGUAUAAAAAGCGAUCGCGGUUCUGCAGUAAGGUACAGUCGGUGCUUCAAUUGCAGUUUGAGAGCUUCUUCUCUUGCACACAAACCCAAUCACUCGCUUCGCGUGUCAAAACCCCACUUGCCAUCAUGAAACUGUUCGUCGCCAUCGCUUUCGCCCUGCUGGCUGUCGUCGUCGCCCAGGACCAGUACACCACCAAGUACGACGGUAUCGAUCUGGACGAGAUCCUGAAGUCGGACCGUCUGUUCAACAACUACUUCAAGUGCCUGAUGGAUGAGGGCCGCUGCACCCCGGACGGUAACGAGCUGAAGAAGAUCCUGCCGGAAGCGCUCCAAACCAACUGUGCCAAGUGCAGUGAGAAGCAGCGUGCUGGUGCGAUCCGUGUGAUCAACUACGUGAUCGAGAACCGCAAGGAGCAGUGGGAUGCCCUGCAGAAGAAGUACGAUCCGGAGAACCUGUACAUCGAGAAGUACCGUGAGGAGGCCAAGAAGGAGGGCAUCAACCUGGAAUAAGUGGUGCUAGUCUACCGCGAGCGAUCACAACAUCCGCGCUGUGAUAUUGUUUUGUUGAUGUUAUCUCGAAAAUAAAUGUGAUAAACUUUUGGACUAUGAAAACACACCAAUCGUCCUGUGUAA
This is a messenger RNA of Anopheles stephensi (Asian malaria mosquito), 1308 nucleotides long. RefSeq names its product ejaculatory bulb-specific protein 3-like. The record is from RefSeq and is a predicted model, not a curated record. Bases 802 to 1185 code for a protein of 127 amino acids. The transcript has 2 exons. NCBI's taxonomy places the organism in Eukaryota, Metazoa, Arthropoda, Insecta, Diptera, Culicidae.